AUGAAAUCAAAUAAAUCCAUAAUUAGCAACUUUACAUCAGUCGAAAAUUAUAUCAAAAAUAGUUCUGAGGCUUUCAAAAUCAAGAAUCCUAAACUUACAAGUCGUUAAAUAGAAAGUAAACUAAGAGAAUAAUGGAAAUAAGAACUAGUAAAAUAUCAAAGUAUUUCAAAUAAAAAAGAAUUGUCUAUUAAUGUCAAGACAGAAGACAUAUAUAUUCCUAUAGAACCUAUAAUUAUUUCAAAAAAAGUUUAUUUAUUCUUAUAAUUUUAGGUUUAAACAAAUUCAGAAAAAAAAAAAAAUUAAAAAAAAAAGAAAAACUACAAAAAAAAUUACAAAAAAAACUACAAAAAAAAUAAAUCAAAAAAAUACUCAAAAAAACCCUCAAAAAAAUCUAAACCAGUUGGUGCUAUAGAUAAUCCAGAUAUACCUUUGGAUUCGUUACAAUCUUUAGAAGAAUAAGUAUAAAAUAUAUAAAUAGAUACAAAUUAAACAAAAGCAGAAAAUCAAAAUGCUAAAAAAUAAAACUCAAAGAAUGGAAAUAAUAAUAAAAAUUUUUAAAAUACAUAAUAACAAAAAAAUAACGCUAAAUAAAUUAAAGUCUAAUUUAAAUAAAUGGAAAAAUUAUCAAAGCCUAUAGACUUUGAAAAUAUUUCUGAAUAUAAACCAAUCCCAAUUUAAGAUUUUAUUAAUUCGGUAAAUUUGAUUGAUGGGAUAAAUAUAAUUUAGAUUUCUUAAGAUUAGACAAAUCAAGGACAAGUUGGAAUAGAUCCAAUAAAAUCUAUUAAAACUCAUACUUAUGGUAUUUUUAAUCAUUAUAAUGACACAUCAAAUUUUAAUUUGCAAUUAUUUUUUGAGGUAGAAUUUGAGCAAAGAUAAAAUGGAACUUAACCUCAUAAUACAUUUUGUACUGCAAAAUAAGCAGCACUAUAUAAUAAGGAUUUAGUUCAGUAAUAUGUGAGAUCAAAAAAACAUAUUUUUACUAAAGAUUUUGAAUAUUAUAUAAAAUGA
This is a messenger RNA of Paramecium sonneborni, 1008 nucleotides long. The record is from the annotation of a GenBank genome assembly. NCBI's taxonomy places the organism in Eukaryota, Ciliophora, Oligohymenophorea, Peniculida, Parameciidae.